Molecule: messenger RNA, 1395 nt
Organism: Eucalyptus grandis
Lineage: Eukaryota; Viridiplantae; Streptophyta; Magnoliopsida; Myrtales; Myrtaceae
Product: 2-methylene-furan-3-one reductase
Exons: 4
Coding region: 232-1200 (322 amino acids)
Biological process (GO): pteridine-containing compound metabolic process
Molecular function (GO): oxidoreductase activity, acting on the CH-CH group of donors, NAD or NADP as acceptor; zinc ion binding
Source: RefSeq, a predicted model, not a curated record
AUCCAAGGCGCUUAAACCCAACUCAAGUUUUCACGACGAUAAUGAACCUCACCCACCCUUUACCUUUACGCGUUACCUUAACUCUUUUUAUAGAUUGACAAGGUGAGGUCACUUCAAGCACCAAGAAUCAACAAAACUCUGUUGUUCUUCCAUCUCCCACCAAUUCACACACAAUUGCUUAGCUUAGCUUAGCUUAGCUUAGCUUAGCUUAGCUUAGCUUUUGCUUAUUCAAUGGCUUCCGACUCAGAUGUCACCAUCCCCUCGAAGAUCAAGGCUUGGGUCUAUGCCGAACGUGGGAACCCCGCCGAUGUCUUGAAGCUGGUUCCAGACGUUGGGGUUCCUGAGAUUAAGGAAGACCAGGUCCUUGUUAAGGUUGUUGCCGCUUCCCUAAAUCCCGUUGAUUUCAAGAGAGCUCUCGGCUUCUUUAAGGACAUCGACUCUCCGCCGCCUAUUGUGCCCGGCUACGACGUGGCCGGUGUGGUGGUGAAAGUCGGGGAUCAAGUGAAGAAGUUCAAAGUUGGGGAUGAAGUGUACGGAGACAUCAACGAGAAAGCUUUGGACCAUCCAAAGCAACAUGGCACUCUGGCUGAGUACACUGCUGUGGAAGAGAGGCUGCUGGCUCUCAAGCCCAAGAACUUGAGCUUCAUUGAAGCCGCUUCGCUUCCCUUGGCCAUUGAAACUGCUUAUGAAGGCCUCGAGAGGGCUCGCUUUUCGCCUGGCAAAUCCAUCCUCGUUUUGGGUGGCGCCGGCGGUGUCGGUACCCUCGUGAUUCAGCUAGCCAAGGAAGUCUUUGGUGCAUCAAGAGUGGCAGCUACAUCUAGCACCGGAAAGCUGGAGUUGUUGAAGAGUUUGGGAGCUGAUUUGGCCAUUGAUUACACCAAAGAGAACUUUGAAGACCUCCCGGAGAAAUUCGACGUGGUCUAUGAUGCAGUUGGUCAAAGUGAGAGGGCGGUAAGGGCAGUGAAGGAAGGAGGAAGCGUGGUGACAAUAGCAGGGGCGGCAACUCCACCUGCUGUCCUCUUCAUUUUGACAUCCAAUGGCUCAGUCUUGGAGAAACUCAAUCCCUUCCUGGAGAGCCAGAAAAUAAAGCCAGUGAUUGACCCCAAAGGCACAUUCCCAUUUUCUCAGGCUCCCGAAGCGUUCUCGUAUCUCCAGACCGGUCGAGUCACCGGAAAGGUCGUUAUCCACCCGAUCGCAUGAAAUUAGGGAGAGGGAGAGAGAGGGAGAGAGGGAGAGAGAAAGAGAGAUUCUAGCGUUCUCUCUAGAUAUUGAACUAGGCGCACAUCCACACAUAUCUAUAUAUUGUGCCUAGUUGUAAAUAGCAUAUGUACAAGAUCAAAAAUGACUCUUUAUCUUUUCAAUAAAACUUUAUGUAUAUAAGAAAUUUUCAUUUCA